AUGUCCACCGACGCUUCAAAGAUGCUCUUGGCUACCCUUCCACCUGUGCCUUCACUUAAUAGCACGUUCGGUGCCAUGCUGAUUGGGACGUUUACCGGGCUCGUAUUGUACGGCCUAUCUCUUCACCAAACCCUCCAUUAUUUCCUCACAUACACCGGUGAUACACGCCUCCUUAAACUGAUGAUAUUUUGUCUCUCGUUCUACAUUCGCCGAGUGUAUCUCCUCGGAUAUGGGUAUCAGUAUGUUGCUAUCCCUGCUACUCUGUUCAUGCUUUCCGGCACUGGAUUUGCUAUAGCGUGUACCGUUGAAGCCUUCUCGAAGACGACAUUUGUUGCUUUUAGCCGGGUGGUCGUGAUGUACUUCAUCGCCGUACUCACAGUCCUAAACUCCCGCCGCUCUCUCAUGAGCUCGACCGCUUCGAGCGACGGGGACUUUGGCACGUUCGGUCUCAGUGCGCCCCAGCAGAAAUCAGUGCGCCUCCCAGCCUCAGCAAGGCUCGACAUUCUCCGUGGGCCCUCGGGGUCGGACGGGCCCGUGAUCGACAUCGGAAAGUGGCAGACACCUGCUGCUGAGCAGACGAUAGAUCGGUACAAGGUCAGAGAUGGGGACAGUGCGAAUUUGCACGAAGGCGUCUGA
Dichomitus squalens LYAD-421 SS1 is the source of this 636-nucleotide messenger RNA. RefSeq lists its product as uncharacterized. NCBI's taxonomy places the organism in Eukaryota, Fungi, Basidiomycota, Agaricomycetes, Polyporales, Polyporaceae. The transcript is spliced from 11 exons. The record is from RefSeq and is a predicted model, not a curated record. Bases 1 to 636 code for a protein of 211 amino acids.